Molecule: messenger RNA, 495 nt
Organism: Pongo pygmaeus (Bornean orangutan)
Lineage: Eukaryota; Metazoa; Chordata; Mammalia; Primates; Hominidae
Gene: OOSP4B
Product: oocyte secreted protein family member 4B
Exons: 5
Source: RefSeq, a predicted model, not a curated record
AUGAAGACCUCUGUGCUCUUAACAAUAACUGCAAUGUGCUCUGAUGAUUUGUUGUUAGUCAGAAUGAAAAUAAAGCCUUUUGAUAACAACACAGAAAUUAGAAUUGGCGACAUACACCUGGGAGAUAACUGUCCUGUAACAAGACUAUUGUCAUUUAACUACGAGUUUCCUUAUCCUGUCACUUCUUGAGGGAUCAAGAAAAUUAUGUUCCAAACAAAUGACGACGCCAUAUUAUCAGAGAUCAGUUACAAACCAAGGUUGCAUACUACCUAUGAAUUUCCAGUGGUUUGCUUUGUGAAGAGGCUUAAAUUCCCACCUGUGAUGCAUUUUGGAAUGAGUGGGUUUGAUGCCAACACCUUGAAAUAAAUCCCUCAGAAAACAAAAGGACAAGAGUCACCAGCUCCCACACAAAGUAAAACAUGGACACUUAAUUUUAACAGUGUUAAUAAGGAGCAACUAUCCAAGAAGUCACUAUCAAUAAUGCCUGUGUUAUAA